Bacillus rossius redtenbacheri is the source of this 6962-nucleotide messenger RNA. RefSeq names its product protein fem-1 homolog B (gene Fem-1). NCBI's taxonomy places the organism in Eukaryota, Metazoa, Arthropoda, Insecta, Phasmatodea, Bacillidae. The transcript is spliced from 10 exons. The record is from RefSeq and is a predicted model, not a curated record. Bases 637 to 2610 code for a protein of 657 amino acids. Gene Ontology annotation, molecular function: protein binding.
GCAACCUUACAGCGCUUUGUUCCAGGUCCAGCUGUAUCUGAAGGAAUGUUGCCAACGUGAAGAGAAAGAAGAUGUUAUGCGUUUUAAGUGAAGUGUAUUUUUAUAUGUCUUAACUAAAUCUAUAGUUGUUUAAGUGUGUGUUAUGAUUAAAUAUCUGUAGCGUAAGCUAUUAAUAUUUCUUUUCAUUUACAGCCCUAAGUUAUACUUACUUCUCUGGACUGUUAAAUAAAUAACAAGCAUGGUUAAAAUAUACAUGUAAAAGCAGGCCCGCUGCGAAUACCGAACAGUACUGAAGCAUUACCACAUCUCUGCCGUCUGCUGUUGCGCUGCGCUUUAUGGGCAACACAAUUGUGGCAGAUAUUCAAAGUUACAGGAAACCUUUCCUUGAAAUGUGCCAAUUAUAGAAAACGCGAAACGGUUUACGUUAACUGCCUGGAUUCAGCUUGCCGCGCAGUGUGACCAUCGUCAAGUGCCAAAGUCGCAGAUCAUAGCUCCGAGAACUGUCUCCCUUGUUUUGUGUCCAAAAGAAAACUGUGACUAAGGUAGUGAUCUUGAAAUUCGGGACGUAAUGCCAGAAGUAGUCAGCAGAUGCUGGUCAUCGCUGAGUGGAUGUUGUUGAAGUAAUGCAAGCUGAUAAUGACAUCGCCUACGUUUCGGACUUGUAAGAAAAUGACUGAACCAGGGUUGUCGCCCCAGCGACUCAAACAUAGGCUUUAUUAUUAUGCACGUGAUGGCAUGGCAAUAACGUUGUUCGCGCUCUUGGCUGACAAAGACAGGAGUGAGGUUAAGGAUCUUUUAAGUGAGGCGGUUGUCGACGAAGAUGGGCAGAAGUGCACUCCGCUGAUAAUAGCUGCGAGGCAAGGCCACGACAAAGUGGUUAAGAUGCUGCUGCAUGAAUUCAAGCAAGACAUCGAACAGGAAGGCACCGUCAAGUUUGAUGGUUACGUGAUAGAGGGUGCCAGUUCUCUCUGGUGUGCUGCAGGUGCAGGGCACCUCGGCGUGGUGAAGACCCUGGUGAAGAUGGGCGCGGAUGUGAACCAUCCCACGAAGACCAACUCGACGCCGCUGCGAGCCGCCUGCUUCGACGGCCGCCUCGACAUCGUGCGCUACCUCGCGGACCACCGCGCCGACAUUCACAUAGCCAACAAGUACAACAACACGUGCCUCAUGAUCGCAGCGUACAAGGGCCACCUGGACGUGGUGAGCUUCCUGCUGGCGCGGGGCGCCGAUCCCAACGAGCGGGCGCACUGCGGCGCGACGGCGAUGCACUUCGCUGCCGAGUGCGGCCACUGUGCCGUGGUGCGCGAGCUGCUGGACCACGGCGCUUUCGUCUCCAGGAACGAGCACGGUAUGACGCCCCUCAUAGCAGCCGCUGAGAGGACAAGAGCAGAUGUCGUGGAGUUCCUCAUCACUCGGCCAGAAGUAUCGCGUGAGGAGAAGAUAGAUGCGCUGGAGUUACUCGGGGCGUCAUUUGCCAACGACAAGGACUAUUACUGCUUGGAGCAGGCGUACAACUAUCUGCACCGAACCAUGGUGAUGAGGUACGAGGACCGGGACGCCGUGGUGCCCAAGCGGGGCACGUACCGCGUGCCCGCCUACGAGAACUGGGACGAGUGCCGCUCCCUGGAGCAGCUGGAGAGGAUAGAGGGGGACCCCAACGCGCUGCACAUGGAGGCGCUGGCCGUGCGCGAGCGCAUCCUCGGCACGCACAACCCGGAGGUCCCCCACCCGGUCAUCUUCCGCGGGGCCGUGUUCGCAGACAGCGCGCGCUUCGACCGCUGCAUCGAGCUGUGGCUGCACGCCCUGCACCUGCGGCAGGUCAACAAGGUGGCCGUCGUCAAGGACCUGCUGAGGUUCGCUCAGGUGUUUUCUCAAAUGAUUCACAUUGGUGUUGGAGUACCAUUCGCAUACGUAGAAGAUGUUUUGUCGGCGUGUGUUCUGGAACUGCAGAGGAAUAAAGAAAAACUGGUGUCUCCUGGCCCAAAGGAUGAUGUUGACCAAAUAUUGGAGGAGAUGGAUAGCAACAUCAUGACGUCUCUGUACAUCCUGGUGAUCAUCACCAACCAGAUGAAGUCGUGCAACAAGCGAGUCGAGUUCCGGGUGUUCCGCCUGGUGUUCCAGCUGAACCAGCUCAAGGUCACCACCCGGGAGGGCAUGACCCUUCUGCACCUGUGCGUCAGCUCCGAGACCCCCGUCGACGACUUCCACACCAAUGACGUCUGCAAUUUUCCUUGUGCAGCAACAGCUAAACUGUUGAUACAGUGUGGUGCAGACGUGAAUGCUAUGGACAACAACAGGAAUACUCCUCUGCAUUUCAUAGUCAGCUAUCAAAAACCAAUUAGUGAUUUCCUGACCUUGCAUUCUAUUAUUCUGGAUCUGACUGAAGCUGGUGCGCACAUAGAUACAGUGAAUGUGAACGGCGAGACACCUUUUGAUGCUGCCACAACAGGUGUGGCGGAGAUAAUCCUGAGGACGCAGGCCAAGCUGUGUCUCAAGUGCAUGGCAGCGAAGGCCGUGAAGACGUACCGCCUGACGUACCAGGGGCAGGUGCCGCGCUCCCUGGAGAGCUUCAUCGAGCUGCACGGCUCCGGCAGCGUAAAUCAAGGCUAGGUGUCUGCGCGCGCUGCAGACCCAACAGACGUUUCUCACUGCCUAAGUUCUAGUGAUUUUUCUUUUUUUUUUGGAGUUGGCCCAAAGGUUGUCACGUUUAACAGCGCACGGCUGUGUGUGUGGCCAUUUCCGAUUCUGCCACCAAGUCCACGACCUUGUGCCAGCUAAUUUUUUUUUUAUGUGAUAAAAACAGCUGUGCAAUAUAAACUAUAAGUUUUUUUUAUAAAGAAAGGGUUAAGAGGUUGUAAAUAAAUACUCUAGAAGCCUGCUUCAAUGUCAUAUUGAUGCUAGGACAUUUGUACAUUUUUUGGCGAACUGUGAAAUAAAUAGGUUUGAUUUUUAUUUCUAUUAACUGUACAAUAUGUAAAUUACUGAGAAUGUGAAGAAAAUGGUCUGUGUGUCAACAUACAAAAUUUGUUACUAAUGUAACUGUAUAGUGCCAUAACUCAGAUUUUUGUUCUGUAAAUAUUUUUAUUGUACCAUACAAAUUGUGUAAUGCAUUUUAAAACAUUUUUUGUGGACAGUUUAAAGUGUGUUCAGAAUUUUUGUUUGUUUGGUGGAGUGUAGAAUAUAAUAUAUGUCUUUUGUGGUUGAAGUGAAUUCAUAAAUAAUUUAUAUGUGCAGUGCUUUAAAUUAUUGUAAGAUCCUAUCAUUUUUGUUAUGUUGAGUUAGCUAGAUGUCAUAAUCCUAUACGCAUUUGAAAAUCCAGAAUUUUGUAUCAUUUGCUAAAGCUUCUGAUUAUUUGUACACAAUCAUGUUUGAAAUAGAAAAAAUGGGCAAAUUUCUUAAUUUUUUUGCAACUUGAUUGACUUCGUCAUGUUUUAAUAUUUUUCUUUUGUUUGAAAAACAAAAAUUAUUAAAUAUAUAUAUAUUUAAGAAGGGACUUCAAUUUUAUAUUUUACGAGUAAAACUUAUUGAAAGGGUUCAAUUGUCUGUAUUUACAACAGUUUAAGUGCAAAAUUAUUUUAAUUUAUUAUUUAGAUAAAAUUUUCAGUGGAAACUUUUUAAUAGUUUUUUUAUAUAUGUUUUGUAGUUUCCUCAAAUCAUCUUAUAAUUUAUAAAUGUGGAAAGAUAUUUUCAUGGCAAACAAUAUUAGGUAAGCCUUCGACCUAAAGAGAUGCAUUUGUGGGAAUUAUUUUUAUAAAGGCUGAAUUGUAAACUCUUCUGGAAAUUACAUAACAAUUGUUCUAUUUAUAUUCUAGGUUACAUGAAAUUUAUGCUAGUGUUCACCUGAAAAUUAAGGAAAAAUCUUUACUAAUAAACAACAUAUUUUAAGUUGUUAAAAGUUUAAAUAUUUUAAGUACAGUGACAACCAACUGUGCAGAUAUGAUACCUAUAUUAUCGCACAUCUCAGAAUUAGCUAAAAUCCAAGCUUUUGACAUGGUUUUAUGCAGCCAUGUUUUUACUUGCAUAUUGGUUAUUUACAAUAAAAUAUCAAGUGUGACAUGAUUUGGUUAUCAAUAUUUUAGUAGCUAAGACUGUUGUGGUUAAAAUGGUACCUCAGAAGUACAGUUGAAAGUUAUAAUAGCACUAUACUAUAAGCAAAAAGAUAUAAAUCAGAUACAAAUUUACAAGAAAAGGCUACUCUUUUUUAAAACUUCUUUAUACACCUACAAGCAAGCGGUGUUGCAUAUUUAAGUCCCAUUUGUUACUGUUACAAAAAAAAAAUAGUUUAAAUUAAUUAUUGUUACAAUUCUAUCUGGCAUGGUGUUCCAACAAAAUAGUGUUUAUUAUCAAGUAUGAGUACUCUGGUUAGUAUACCUAUCCCUCACUUAGCACGACUAAUUUGUUCCUAAAAAUGCUCGUGUUAUUCAAAAUCACGUUUUUUGAAGCAUUAGUUUCCAUAAAUAGCAAGGCUUAUUUAUUUAAUGUGUUCCAAAAUUGUGUAGGAAAAUAUACUUUACUUAAUAUAAAUCCGUAGAAUAACACUAAACUACAAAUAUGUCACACCAUUAAUCUUUAUAUGCCUCCCAUCGCACUUUGUAUGACAAAUACGACACUGCGUAACAGGAGAUACGUGGUUAUGUACUUUAUCAUCGUCAGUUGGCUGGCUGACUUGCCCGCCUGGGCGUGACCUUCAAUUCACAUCGCGUACCUUUCCAAACAAUCCUUUACUGACAGUUAAAUCAAUAUUACUGUCCGGAUAAUUACAUUUUAUUUUUCAAAAAUUAAAGUUAUUAUUCGCAUAUCACCACCUGGUUCACACCAAUCCUGUCAGGCUAAUGAUUAUUUUUUUCAUUGCAACAUUCAUUUAACAACAUUUUCCACGUGAAUCAUCUGUUCAUUUCUGUUUCGGUAUCUAAUGUAAAAUAUAUUUCCGCUAGUACAACCAACAGCAUCAGACUUAUAUAAACUUUUGAUAAGAGUCCUUAUUUCGUACGAUUGUGUGCACAGUUGACUUGCUUAAAACUAAAGUGCGACCAACAUAAGCAUUGCCUUCAUGACAAUCUGCGUUCCGUAAUACUUAUAGUUUUGUCUCAAAUACUUGAACACGAUGCAUUAUGAGUGAUCAAGCAUGUACAGUUACCGGCAUCUGAAUGGGCAGACGUUGCUUUUGUUUGAGUGAAUUCCCUGCCACUGGCUACAAUGAGUUCACAGCCCGGUCUGUGGCCAGGCAACAACGGCACGGCACGGUGACAUACGCGCGGACGUAAAAACAUUUGGUCAUUUACACUCCAUAGCUGAAAUUUAACUUGCCAUAGCUGAUGUUUGUACAAUAGCCGAUAGCGUAGUCAGACCUGUGCGCAUCUCUUCCUCCCUUGGGCUAACUGUAUCCCUCGGCACAUCUGUUGUUUAAAGAAAUUGAAACAGAAUUCGUGGCAUUCUGUCAGACAUUUUUUUUUUCCUGCGGUGAUUUCAUGUUAACUGAAAUUUACAGACAUGCUAUUCAAGACUGGGGCAGUAAAAUUAACAUCACACUAAAUGAAUCCGCACAAUCAGAAGACGUGCUAAGUGAGGGAUAGGUGUACAAUAGCAUAUGUAUGACUGCAGUUAGCAACUGAUGAAGUAUUCUUGCAGGUUGACAAAAAAAUGGUCAACCUUGCAUUUUGCUUGUCUUGGGAACUUCUAUAGUUGCCGUUUUUCGUAAGACAGUGUUUCAUAAACUGCUGCAAGCCGGUACUCGUUAAUGCAUAUAUUUGUCAUCAUGGAACAUACAGUUUACUUUACCAGAAUUGAUUUGUUUUUUGCUUCACGUGUCAGGUUUAACUACUUAUUCCAAAAAAAUUAAUUAACUUGCAAUAUCUACAUUUUUUUAAUAUAUAAUGUAAUUAUUUUUCCCAAUUUUCGAAAACAGGUUGGUGUAAAUUUAAUAUUUGUGGUGUACAUAAGUUUAACUCUAAAUUGUAGAUUCUAUAAUUCUUGUCACAUCUUAAAACUAGUUAUUUUAUGUAUGUGAUUUAAUGUGGGUUGUUCUGAAUACUUUUGAUCAACUCAUGUGAAUAUUGAGAAGACUUAUUUUUUUGGAAGAAAAUAGGAUUUUUUUCCAUACUAAGUUGUCCUGUGUUUAUUAUUGUUUUGUUGUGUUUUUAUUUACGAAGAAAGUUAUUUAAUUAUUAAUCUGGUGCAGUCUAGUUGUGACGAGCAAAAUUUGAGUCACGUGACAUUUAUUAGGUUGGUUAUUAUUAUUAUAAAUAAAUAAUUAAAUUGUUGUGGUGAAAAAGUGGUUUCUGUGAAAAUUAAGGACUCAAGUAAAGAGCUAUAGGCAUUAUUUCUUAGUGGUCUUUACAUAAGUUGUGGAUUUAAAACUUUGAAGAAAGUGUUUGUGCCUGUUGUUUAAAAUAAUUUUUUACCCAAUGUAUGGUGUUUCUAGUCAUUUGGCCUGUUUAAUGGUUUUGUCAUUUGAAAAAGUGAUUUUUUUUCCUUCAUAAUUAGUAAAAGUGUUUUGAUUUAAUCCAAGCAAGGUGUCAGUUGUGUAGCUACAUCCAAAGCCAGGUGGUCAUAUUCAGUAGCAGUAAGAGGUAUUUCAAUCUCAGCUGUAGAUUAUUCUCUAGUUCUGCAAUCAUCUAGUUAACCAGAGGCACUUAGGUAUUCUGUCUGGUACUGCUUUGAUUGUAGCAACUUGUGUUAAGGUUCAGUUGUAAAAUGUUGGAUAAUUCCUACCCUUUCAAUCAGUGCAUCACUUUGCAACACAAGAAGCAAUCCAUUGCUGAUUUUCAGGGAAGCAAAAGGAAACAUUAGAUUGCAUAAGCUAUCACUAUUCUGAUCUGUGAGCAUAGUCUACAGCUCUUGUUUUUAGAAAAUAUAUGCCUGUUUAAUUUUUACUUUUAUUUUUAAAUAGGCCAAACUUAGUGACGUGUAACAAAAAAACUGUCUGAGUUUUUCCUUUUUAAAUAAAAGAACAUAACUGAUUG